Messenger RNA from Cucumis sativus (cucumber), 1600 nucleotides. RefSeq names its product coumaroyl-CoA:anthocyanidin 3-O-glucoside-6''-O-coumaroyltransferase 2-like. The record is from RefSeq and is a predicted model, not a curated record. The transcript has a single exon. Bases 15 to 1454 code for a protein of 479 amino acids. Lineage: Eukaryota; Viridiplantae; Streptophyta; Magnoliopsida; Cucurbitales; Cucurbitaceae.
AUUGAGAAAAAAAGAUGUGUAAGAAUCAAUCCAUGAUUGAGGUUAAGGUUGUAAAGCAUUGUUAUGUUUGUCCACCAAAAGGUUCUGUUCCAACCACAAAUAUCCCAUUGAGUUUUCUUGACAUGUAUUGGAUUACAUGUCCUACUGCAAGACGCUUCUUCUUCUACAACUUCCCUCAUUCCACACAACAUUUUAUUGAUAAUAUUUUCCCCACCCUCCAACAAUCCCUUUCCCUAACUCUCCAACACUUUUUCCCUCUAGCUGGAAAUCUCAUUCUCCCUUCACAACCCAACCACAAACCCUAUCUUCUUUACACAUCCGACGACGAUGGUCGUGAUGAUCUUCCACAACUGAUUGUUGCAGUUGCAGAAUCGUCAUCAAAUCAACUUAAACAUGACUAUUUUGACAUCCUGGUCGCCGAUUACCCGAAAAUUCGAGAUGCUAAAGUGUUUUACCCAUUGGUUCCAAAUUUACCCAAGUCACGUCUGUUACCAGACGGAGCACGUGCGUUCCCUCUUCUGGGAAUCCAAAUCACCCUUUUCCCUAACCGAGGUCUUUGUGUAUGUGUCGCCUUUCAUCAUGCAGUUGCCGAUGGGAAGGCAGCUCAUCAUUUCAUCAAGUCAUGGGCUACAGCCUCUAAGAGGAUCCCAACCCCAACCUCGGCCUUGUCCUUGCCUUACCUCGACCGGACGAUAGUCAAACACCGAAAUGAGUCAAACAUAAACUCCAUCUUUUUGAGCGCAUUGUCAAGUUGGUCUUCGUUUCCAAUCGUAGAAAAACCUAUUAUACAUAUUGCCCCUUUAAACACGAAUAGAGCAACAUUUGUAAUCACCAAAAACCAAAUUCAAAAAUUAAAAGCUUUGGUUACAUCAUCAUCGUCAUCUUUAAGAGUGUCUGGGUUCAUAGUUGCAUGCUCUCUCAUUUGGAGUUGUAUGAUAAAAUCAUCAAUUACAACCCAAGAAACCAAUGAUCGUGAUGAAAUUUUCUAUCUUUUAUUUGUAGGAGAUUGCAGGAAUCGCCUCAUGGAGCCAUUACCACCAACAUAUUUUGGGAAUUCUCUUGAUAUUUGUAUUGUUGAAUUGAAGAAGAAAGAGCUUUUGAAGGAAGAUAGCAUUGUUGGAGUGGUGGAAGCCGUUGGAAACAAAGUGAAGGAAUUAGAGAAGGAGCCACUGAAGAUUGUGGAGAAAUGGUUUUCAGAAUGGAGAAGGUGUGACGAAACAAAGAGGCUUAUAACUGUUGCUGGCUCCCCAAAGUUGAGGGUUUAUGACACAGAUUUUGGAUGGGGAAGGCCAUGCAAAAGUGAAGUUCUUCAUGUUGAUAAUUCUAAGGGAAUUUCAUUGCAAGAAUCAAGAGAUGAAGAAGGUGGGAUAGAGAUUAGUUUGGGACUUACUAAGAACCGCAUGGAUCGUUUUAUUUCCAUUUGGGAAAAUAGUUUGAAGCGCUUUUGUAAUUGAACAAUUAGCUGCCCUCAAAUUGUAGAGGGUUUCGUUUAAUUUUAAUGAUGAAAUCUUUUAUAUAUGUGUUGUUUCUUUUACACAGUGGGUUGGGUGUUAUUCCAUGCAAGCAAAUGAUAAAAGAAGUCAUUUUAGCCAUGACUAAA